UGCUCUUGAUUUUCUCGGGCCUGAAAAACACUGCGAUCAAACGCAUGUGCUGGCUUAGUUCGACGGAUUGUAUCGGGCGUGAGGCCUUCCCCAUACCAAUAUGACAUCGGAACGAGCCAUUCAUAUGGCGGCCAAUUACUUUGAUAUGAAUGGGCGUUUCCCUUAUGUACGUGUUGCCGGAACAGGAUGUCAAGCCGAGCAUGGCGUCUGUCAAUUUGCUACUGCUACCAGCUGGAGGGUUCAUUCGGAAACCAUGGCUGCUGAGGUUGCUGCGCCAUAUAGACAUUAACUCGUCAUCGGAAACGGUUGUGGUAACGCUUCUGUCAUCAUGAAAGCUCGGCUUUGAGCUUAAUAAGUCUUUGGGCUGGGAUAUGAGUAGAUCCGCUAUAUCCAUUCGAUAAAAGAAAAUGUUUAAUGGGCAUCGCCUGACACGCUGAAACUAGGGGCUCGCUUUAUAUAGCUUUUAUAUCAAUGAAGCCAUCCUCCUAUUUCAAUGCGCCGUAUUAUUUUGUGUAUGCACUUAUUUAAACGAAG
This is a messenger RNA of Zychaea mexicana, 534 nucleotides long. RefSeq lists its product as uncharacterized. The transcript has a single exon. NCBI's taxonomy places the organism in Eukaryota, Fungi, Mucoromycota, Mucoromycetes, Mucorales, Lichtheimiaceae. The record is from RefSeq and is a predicted model, not a curated record. The coding region runs from base 101 to 289 and encodes 62 amino acids.